This is a messenger RNA of Dioscorea cayenensis subsp. rotundata (Guinea yam), 1189 nucleotides long. Its product is annotated as ATP synthase subunit a, chloroplastic. Gene Ontology annotation, biological process: proton motive force-driven ATP synthesis. NCBI's taxonomy places the organism in Eukaryota, Viridiplantae, Streptophyta, Magnoliopsida, Dioscoreales, Dioscoreaceae. The coding region runs from base 59 to 802 and encodes 247 amino acids. The transcript has a single exon. Gene Ontology annotation, molecular function: proton transmembrane transporter activity. The record is from RefSeq and is a predicted model, not a curated record.
GAGAUGGUUGAAUCAAAAUAAUUCUUUUUUUGAAGUUCGAUUUCUAUCAGAGGACAAUAUGAAUGUUAUACCGUGUUCCAUUAAAACACUCAAAGGAUUAUAUGAUAUAUCGGGUGUAGAAGUAGGCCAACAUUUAUAUUGGCAAAUAGGGGCUUUACAAAUACAUGCCCAAGUACUUAUCACUUCUUGGGUCGUAAUUGCUAUCUUAUUAGGUUCAGUCAUCAUAGCUGUUCGGAAUCCACAAACCAUUCCGAGCGGUGGUCAGAAUUUCUUCGAAUAUGUCCUUGAAUUUAUUCGAGAUUUGAGCAAAGCCCAAAUUGGAGAAGAAUAUGGUCCUUGGGUUCCCUUUAUUGGAACUAUGUUCCUAUUUAUUUUUGUUUCUAACUGGUCAGGUGCUCUUUUACCUUGGAAAAUCAUACAGUUACCUCACGGGGAGUUAGCUGCGCCCACGAAUGAUAUAAAUACUACUGUUGCUUUAGCUUUACCCACGUCAGUAGCAUAUUUUUAUGCAGGUCUUACCAAAAAAGGAUUGGGUUAUUUCAAAAAAUACAUUCAACCAACUCCAAUUCUUUUACCAAUAAAUAUCCUAGAAGAUUUCACAAAACCCUUAUCUCUUAGUUUUCGACUUUUCGGGAAUAUAUUGGCUGAUGAAUUAGUAGUUGUUGUUCUUGUUUCUUUAGUACCUUCAUUAGUUCCUAUACCCGUUAUGUUUCUUGGCUUAUUUACAAGUGGUAUUCAAGCUCUUAUUUUUGCAACUUUGGCUGCGGCUUAUAUAGGCGAAUCCAUGGAAGGUCAUCAUUAACUAGUCUUCAAAAUCGUUUUUUCUUUUAAACUGAUUCCAAUUCAUGCAUGGCUCAAGAGAAUCCAAUCGGUUGGGGAACAUAAUAGAUACUGAUACAAAUAUAUAUCAUAGUAUAUUUGGUCUAAAAUCAAUCGUACGAGGAAAGAUGGACUAUAUUACGGAAUCUAAAAAAGGAUGACUUAGGGAGGUCAAAUUAGAUAUAUGUAAUGUCUAUAAGUCCAGUCCAUGUGUAUCUUUCAAAAAUGAUUCUAGAAUACCAUUCAAUAUGAAAUGCGGACAGGAUAGUACACGUUAUGGAGGAAACAAAUGUAUAUGUGAUAUUAGAUAUUCAUUAGUUAUAUAGGAUUAUCCCUAUAGAUUAUUCCUAUCUAAAAUCUAUUUUAUUUA